AUGUUUCCAUGGCGAGCGUUUGUCUCCAUCGUCCUAGUAGCCUUCACAUUCGCCUUCUUAACAUCCGAUUUAAACAGUCGAAGAACUGCGCAUUCUUCAAAUCUUAAGCAGAGACGACAUGAUACCAGCGAAGUGCGGAAUGAGUUUGGGGCGCGACUACCUUUCUCAAGGGACCAGCAACAAUACGACAGCGGGCUUCACAAGCGAGAUGUGUGUAACGACACGUUCCCCGGGCGAUUCUCGCAGACAUGCGAGCCUUCGAAUACUUUGUGCUGUAUUAUUCCUGGAGCAAGUCGACCAGCACACACUGACUGCUUUGUGGAUACGGAUUCGACUUGCGACAGUAGCGGUUCGAAUCAAUGCGCACCUGGUCUAUGUUGCCCAGCUAACACAAAUUGCGUCGAUAACUUCAACUAUACUUCUUCUAACCUUGUGCGGUGUAAUGUCGAUCGAAGCCUAAUACCUGGAUUUUCUUCUUCGUCAUCUUCUCAAUCCGCGAGUCGAACCAGAACGGCGACGAAAUCGGCUUCUUCGACCGGAACUGCGGCUUCAGUGACGGUGGAACCGACAUCUGCAGUCCCAACAAGCAUAAGUCAAAACGAUAGCUCUGGAUUGGGUGGUGGGGCUAUCGCGGGUAUCGUUAUUGGGGCCCUAGCAGCGAUUGCCAUUGGCAUUGUCGUGGGAUGGUUUCUAUUCAGGAGGAAGAAUAAGGCGGCAGGAACGACACAGCUGGUGCCGUACAAUCCAUAUCCGCAACAUCCUCAGGAAAUGCCAGCAAGCCAGAUGUACGAAACACAGAAUGGAUAUUAUCCACAGCAGCCGCCGAAGGAGCGGUACGGGCACGUUGAAAUGCCCGGGGAGGGCCAAGUGCAAGAGCUCCCGUGA
Molecule: messenger RNA, 885 nt
Organism: Lindgomyces ingoldianus
Lineage: Eukaryota; Fungi; Ascomycota; Dothideomycetes; Pleosporales; Lindgomycetaceae
Exons: 3
Coding region: 1-885 (294 amino acids)
Source: RefSeq, a predicted model, not a curated record